AAGAAAUGUGAGCGGCUUCUCCUGUAUCUUUACUGCCAUGAACUGAGCAUUGAGUUUCAAGAGCCAGUCCCUCUAACUAUACCAAACUACUAUAAAAUAAUUAAGAAGCCAAUGGACCUAUCCACAGUGAAAAAGAAGCUACAGAAGAAACAUUCUCAACACUACCAGACACCAGAAGACUUUGUAGCAGACGUCAGGCUAAUAUUUAAGAAUUGUGAAAGGUUUAAUGAAAAUGACUCUGAAGUGGCUCAAGCAGGAAAGGCUGUUGCAUUAUACUUUGAGGAUAAACUUCCAGAAAUCUACCCUGACAGGACCUUCCCACCAUUGCCAGACUUUGAACCAGAGGAGGAGGAUGAUGGGGAAAUAACUGAGGAUUCAGAUGAUGAUUUUGUACAGCCUCGGAGGAAACGUCUAAAGUCAGAUGAGAAGCCAGUGCAUAUAAAAUGA
Messenger RNA from Staurois parvus, 447 nucleotides. The record is from the annotation of a GenBank genome assembly. NCBI's taxonomy places the organism in Eukaryota, Metazoa, Chordata, Amphibia, Anura, Ranidae.